This is a messenger RNA of Pochonia chlamydosporia 170, 2004 nucleotides long. Its product is annotated as cell division control protein. Gene Ontology annotation, cellular component: endoplasmic reticulum. The record is from RefSeq and is a predicted model, not a curated record. Lineage: Eukaryota; Fungi; Ascomycota; Sordariomycetes; Hypocreales; Clavicipitaceae. The transcript is spliced from 2 exons. Gene Ontology annotation, biological process: GPI anchor biosynthetic process. Bases 1 to 2004 code for a protein of 667 amino acids.
AUGUUCAGUCGCCUAGCCAUGCCCAAACCCGUAAAGGACGGACGUACGCACAACCGGGCCGGAUGGCAAGCUGCUGUCCUUGCUUGGAUAUGCGGUCCAGGCAGGCGCAUGGCCACGACGGCAGCACUUCGCACCGCGCAUCAGAUUAGGAGGAACUUGGCCCCGAGGCGGCUGUUGAGCUUUCCGCAUUUUCUUUUCUUGUUUUGGGUUGUCAUUUUGCUGUGGGGGGAGCGAUGGGUGUUUGACACAAAGGUUGAGAAGUGCGAUUGGGCUCACUGGGAAGACUGGGGCAAAGAUGCAACCCCCCAUCACCUCGUCUUCGUCGCCGAUCCGCAACUCAUCGAUCCGCACUCUUAUCCGGGCCGACCCUGGCCACUGUCGGCGUUGACUGUGUUGGUGGUGGAUAACUAUUUACGACGAGGAUAUUCUGCUCUGCAGCGCCAAUUACACCCCGAUAGCGUCUUCUUCCUUGGCGAUUUGUUCGAUGGCGGCCGAGAGUGGAAGACACGCCACGGCGCCAAGUUUGUCGACCCCAAAUGGGGCAGCGGCCGAUCCUCGACCGAGAAGAAGUGGGUGAAGACGUGGCAUCGAAAAUAUGGCGAAGAUUACUGGGUGCGAGAAUACAGAAGAUUCAGCGAUAUCUACUUCACUCCGUUCAACGAGGCGGGCAGCGUUCCAGGCCCAUACCAGAGGGGUAGGAAGCUGGUUGCCAGUUUGCCAGGAAAUCAUGAUCUUGGCUUUGGUGCCCAGAUCCAGGUUCCUGUUCGUGACAGGUUCAGUGCGUUCUUUGGAGAGACGAAUCGUGUGGAUGUGGUUGGAAACCAUACCAUUGUCUCGGUGGACACGGUUUCUUUGAGUGCCGACAGUUCAUCGUAUAAAGAUGAACACGAUUUGAAACCCAUCUACGGGCCAGUGCACGAGUUUUUAGACGAGGUUCAAGCAAGCAAGCGAAAGGCUGUCCAGCAAGAAUUGGCAGUCUGGCACGGCGUGGAUCGAGGGCUGAAGCUACGACACAAGGUUGAGGAUGUCAACAACGCUGACCUGACGAGGUCACCAAUGGACCCCGGGGAGGGAGCGCCUGAUUUCCCUACGAUCCUGCUCUCUCACGUCCCGCUAUACAGAGACCGCGGCACGCCCUGCGGUCCCGAUCGCGAACACUGGCCUCCGAGCAAGUCCACUCUGAGAAAAGACGGGACAGUCGAUCCCAACGCGCGCGAUGAACGCAACGCCAUUAGCAUCACAGCAGGCUACCAGUAUCAAAACGUGCUGACUGAGGAAGAUUCAGUCAGGCUGAUCAAGAAGAUUGGCAACGUGGUGCAUGCGUUUUCGGGAGACGAUCACGACUACUGCGAGGUUGUGCAUUCUGCUGCCAAGGAGAACGUCCGUGAAAUCACCGUCAAAAGUAUCAGCAUGGCCAUGGGAGUGCCAACGCCCGGAUUUGUCAUGGUCAGCCUGUACAACCCGAUCGAUGUCGACGGCAAGCCUCUUCCAGGCGCACCCAAACAAACCAUCCAAACCCAUCUCUGUCUACUACCGAAUCAACUCCACACGUACAUGAAGUACAUUACUUUUGCCGUCGUCUCCCUCGUCUUGCUCCUGAUCCGAGCCUUCCUCGUUCCCGUCCUCCGCCUCACACCAUUCGCGCUUGAGCCCGAGACUCACGCACCAUCCAUGCUUCCAAUCUACAAGGACAAGGUGAAAGCAGAGCCACCGGAAUACGGUGCCCUCCGCUCAUCAGCAGCAGCCACAUCCGGAGCUAGGAGCCAAGUAAACGGCAGCAAUGCAAGAUGGGCGUCCAAGAAGAACAAAGCAAGUCAACGAUGGGGAUGGAGCGCAGAGAAUGGCGGCCCGCGCAUCACGCUUGAUGAUCAUUUCUACGACGGCGGCAAGGCGAACAGGGGGAGGAAGGAGCUGCAACUAUUGGGAAGGGAGCUGUGGACGACGACUUGGCGAUUAGCCUGGCUUACGGUAUUGUAUUGGGCGUAUCUGGCGAGAAAGGGCUGA